CGAACCUAGCCUCCUGGUGGAAACAAACAAGAAGUGUCAACCAUUUACAUCUUCGACGCAAUUCAAUGGGGUGUUCUGUAUGAUAUCGUAUGAUAUCUCACGAAGUACUCGUCUAGCCUUUGAUAUUUACUUGCACCAUGGCUCAAACGAACUCUCCCAACCCACCCAUCCCCAAUGUAGAAAACCCUCGAUUCACACUUGAGCUCGAAUUCGUCCUCUCCCUCGCGAACCCUCAUUACAUCUCGCACCUAGCCGUCGCAUAUCCUCACCUCCUUGGGGUGUCUUCCACCUCUUCCGCAUCAUCUCGCGCCGCUGGCGAUAAUUCCCCGUCUUCUCCUACCUCCGAUGCCCAAGCAUUCGCCGCCUACCUCGCCUAUCUAUACUCGUACUGGAAACGCCCUGAGUAUGUACAGUUUCUAACACAUCCAGGCGCGACGUUACGGGCACUGCGGCUGCUGCAGGACGAGUCUUUCCGGCAGGCUGUAAUUCGUCCACAGGUGAUCGAGGCGCUGUUGGGUGCUGGAGGGGACACGCAUGGGGGGGACACUGGGGGGGCUGGAGAGAAUGAUAAUGAGAAAGCCGCGCAGAAUGAGCCUGACGCCGCGAAAUUGACUGGUUCUGGUGGUCUUGAGGGCAGAAAUGGGAUUGGAACUUGAAAGCAAAACAGGCUAUGAGCAGCCUUUUCUCUUCUAUUAUUCCCUGUCAUGGAGGUUUGAUCUCAGUGGGAUAUAUCCUGCGUCACAUGCAGCUUAUGCCGAGAUGUUAUAGUAAAUCGUUGGAGCAAUAGUGGGCGAAAAAGCGAAGAAGAACCUGCCAACCUCUAACUAUGUAUGUACAGUACAUGCGCAUGGACUGUACAUGUAUUAAAAUUAGUUAUGGUGUUGCUAGCGAUAUGCCUGCCUGACUGAUUGGGCCAUAGCAACGCGAUAUCUAAUGCUGGGCAAUCCUCCCCACCUCGAUGACCAUCUACGAAAACGCCCAAGGCCUUUGCUGGAUUCACGAGCCUCGUGCACGGAUUUGACGAGGCAAGCAAGGUCCACUAGAUCAGACGGGGUUCAACCAGUUGAAUAUACGACCGACAACACAAGCCUACGGUGCACAGCAAAGGAAAAGAUAAAAAAUUUCCAUUUGUGGCACCUUUUGGUUUUGUUCGUGUCGCCUUUACCCGACAACUCGACAAAGACAUCAAUCCGCAGCCCGCCGGUCGCCGGAUAACACGAUACCAAUUGCCCCAAGUCUUGGUAUAUCAACUUUUUCACAUUCGAUGCCCUUGCGCAAACAGUGCCAUCUCUAGCCGAUCCGGCACUUCCAUCGUCACCCCUCCAUCCUUGCCAUCCGGGGUAAAUUCAGUCUGAAUGAUCAGCCUAAAACGGGGAAAUUUCACCCAAUAAUCCUUGCUCGGCCAGUCGGAAAUUGAAAUUGGGCCAGGCGAGAGCUGUGAAACCAAGAUCAAGUUCACCAAUAGGGACGGGCUUUGGACUGCUGGGAAAACGCGCCCACACCAAGCAGAGGUUCCGAGCAAGAUUUUAUGUCACUCUGUGUAUACCUGUUCUAUCUCUCAUGCUUGGAAUUCGAACUAUUAGACAGUUUCGUAUUUUAUUCUACCGAUAUCAACUGAAAUCUAUAGCGAACAGUGGUUUUUUAGAAGUGGACGGUGUGUGUUUUAAGCUCCGUAAAACAGUUCAGUUCCCCAGAGUGGGGGAGACGACGUCAACACAAGUUCGUGGGGUAAUAAUGGAUUUAUGCAAGGAAGCGCUGGUUCCCAAGGUUUGACGCGGAUAGCUAGCCGACCAUUCCGUCAGAUAUACCAAGUACAACUGAGAGGACGCGAUAAGAGCCGGUCACUUGAGUUCGUUGCAGAUAACUUCCUUAUAUUUAUUCGCGGCGUGGCUACCUUUUUUUCAUCACUUGUUGCAGAGGGUGUAUGUAUUUGUUUGUAACAGUACAAUACAGUACAGUACAGCUCUGUGAGGAUGCACGGUAAAUGUGUCAUUAAUUUAUUAGUUAACUGUGUAAAUACUACAAUGUGAAAUACAAAGUGUUUCAAUUUGCACUCAAUUUGAAAGAGUUAUUAAUAUUUUCCAAUCUCCUUUGCCUCUGUUGGCCUUUAU
Molecule: messenger RNA, 2111 nt
Organism: Blastomyces gilchristii SLH14081
Lineage: Eukaryota; Fungi; Ascomycota; Eurotiomycetes; Onygenales; Ajellomycetaceae
Product: RNA polymerase II mediator complex subunit Soh1
Exons: 1
Coding region: 138-656 (172 amino acids)
Biological process (GO): regulation of transcription by RNA polymerase II
Cellular component (GO): mediator complex; core mediator complex
Molecular function (GO): transcription coregulator activity
Source: RefSeq, a predicted model, not a curated record